AUGAGGAGUGGUCUUGAUACAGAGAUUCUGGAUGCGGUGUGGGGAGGUCGGAUGAAGGAUCUGCUGCUGCGCCCGGGGAGCGACGAACCCCCAAAAACCUCCAAUCAUUUGAGACAAACCCCCAAAACCGGCAGAGGGAGCAGCAUCAGUGUAGAGCUGAAUGUCAAGGGAGUUGGUCAGCUGGUCAUCGUAAAAGAAAGAGAUACCAUUCCAGUUCGAGAGGAGAUGGAGCCACAAGCGCAGCUCGCUGUUCUCCUGACUGCAGAGAUGGAUCGUUCCUGCCUAAUCUUCGUCACCGUCUGCCUUGUUGCUGUAGGAUUCCUGCAGCUUGUGGCCUCUCAAUCAGUUCCACUGGACAUGGUUCCUGAAUCUAUUGAUGACAUGUACCGUGGAUGCAAGAAGGAAAUGGCAAACAAGGUCAACAAAAAAUACUUCAAAAAAGAGUAUAAUGGAAUAUUUAAACAGGCCUGGAUAAAUGCAGAAAAGUGUUCCCACCAGAAACCAGACGCAGUGGAUAAGGCUCUCAACAAAAACCACAUGCAUGCAAUCUGUGCUUAUUCAUCUAAAAUCAUUUAUAAAGAAUUCAAUUUAGCAGUCAGAACCAGUAAGAAUACCUACAGCAGCUCUUUCAAAUUCCACUCUUUACAUUACUGGCUGACUUCUGCCAUACAAAUCCUGAAAGACCAUCAACCCUGUCACACUACUUUUAGAAGAACCAAAUCUGUGUUCACCGGCAAAGUCAACAGCUUUAUUCGGUUUGGUACGUUUGCCUCCAGCUCUUUCGAUAAUACCAUUGUAAAAUAUGGUAGAGAGACCUGCUUUCAAAUCACGACCUGUUUAGGAGCCUUCCUGAAGCAUUAUGAAGUAUUUAACAACAAAGAAGUGCUCAUCCCCCCCUACGAAGUAUUCAAGAUAAAGAAAAUUUAUAACGGUCAGGGUACAUUUCCUCCUCUGCCUGACUGUAAGAGGGUCUUCAUCUUGGAAAGUGCGGGAAAGCAGAGUAACCUGAACUGCAAAGUUGCAAAGUAAGAGAGAGCAGAGUUUAGUCCAACUGAUGCAGAACAUGUAAUAAAAUGAGUUUUGUUCUGUAAACUUGAUAAAUCAAUAAAUAAAUGUAUAAAUCAUUAAAGUGCUGUAGUGAAGUCAGUGACGGAGCAUCACAGCACCAUCUAUGACUGUGUGCAGGAUUUACAUUGAUGUCUAUGUGCAGCAGACUGUAUGUCUGGAUGGGAUCAAUACAUGUGUGACAUCACACACAUCUGGAUCUUCUCUCUUUACAUUU
This is a messenger RNA of Scomber japonicus (chub mackerel), 1282 nucleotides long. RefSeq names its product ecto-ADP-ribosyltransferase 4-like. The record is from RefSeq and is a predicted model, not a curated record. The transcript has 4 exons. Gene Ontology annotation, molecular function: NAD+-protein-arginine ADP-ribosyltransferase activity; NAD+ poly-ADP-ribosyltransferase activity. Bases 1 to 1029 code for a protein of 342 amino acids. NCBI's taxonomy places the organism in Eukaryota, Metazoa, Chordata, Actinopteri, Scombriformes, Scombridae.